AUGGCUCUAAACCUCAAUGACCCGAAUGGGCUUGUGAAUUUACACAACCUCGCUCAAGAGGUGGAAAAUAUUGCACCCGAUGAUAAGUCGGUUCCGAUUGUCCUUGUGCCCGGUUUCACAGGUUGGGGCGCCCCGUUGUUCGGUGCCAUCAACUACUUUGGCGGAGAAAUUGACAUCGCGACACUUUUGGCCAAUAGGGGAUAUACAGUGAUCAUCGCCUCAAUUGCUCCCAUAUCGACAAACUGGGAACGCGCUUGUGAGCUAUACCGGCAGCUUACUUUUGGGCAGUUCAACACAAUGGAUCUGACGACAAAUACGCUUGAAGAAGAAAACGAUGUAGAUGUUGAGUACGGUAAUUACUUCGGACCGAGCCGUGGCCCAGAGCGAACCAGCACCAUCAACAGAAGGCGCGCAAUCCUAUACUCCAACUCACCGGACUUUCAUAACUGGAAAUGGGACAGAGAUCAUAGGGUUCAUUUUGUCUGUCAUUCUCAAGGCGGUAAUACGGUGAGGUAUCUCAUCGACCUCAUGUCGGGUAACAACAAAAAUUUGCAUCCGAAAUACUUCAACGAGGCAGGGAGGGAUGACUGGGCCAUCUCAGUCACAACACUUGGGACCCCUCACCGAGGAACUACUAUUAUCGAUGUUCUCGGGAGUUUUGUUGAUCGACAAUUGAGCGCCGCAGUCGGGCUCAUUGCAAGACUCUUUGCCACAGCCUCCUUCUAUCCGCCAGAAAAGAGAGCCUUUGACCUUCAGCUUGACCAUUGGGGAAUCUGUAGAAACACUGGAGAAACAUUCCAGGGCAUGCUUGAACGUCUAGAAUCGCCCGAUGGCGCCGUGUGGAGGUGGCUCUAUUCCAAAGACAACGGGUUGUACGACAACAGUAUCAAAGGGGUCCAUGAACUCUCCCAGAAAACAAUCAACACUUCGCCAAACAUCUUCUACUUCAGCCUAUCGUUUCAUGCCACAAAACCGUUUCCCACAGAUUGGCCAGACUGGGGCAAGGUCGCAUUGAACGAGUUUCCCUUCAAGACGGGGAUCCCAAUCCCAUUCCUCAGGCAGCUGACGAACAUGGUGAUCAAUACGCUGUGGGCAUUUCUCCCAGCGAUAGUUGAUUUCCCUGCUUUCGUACAAUGGAUCACCAAGUCGGUGAUGACCAGGGUUCUCCGGAUACAGGGUUACACAGUAGUGCUCCCAAGCCCGGGAGAGUACAUUCCGCGAGAGGAUGUCAUACCAAUAAUGAUGCCAACUGUCUACGCAAUGGGCGGCCAGCAGCUUACGCAGGCGCAGAGGGAGAUGUUAGAUGCCGGCUUUGAAGACUGGCUUCAGAAUGACGGGAUCGUCAACACCGCAUCCAUGCCGGGUCCACGCGGGAGCGUCAGAAACGUCGGCUCCCUGCCUGACGUCGAUUUUAGCAGCCCCGGAAAGCGAGAUAUCUAUUGGCACCUGGGCGUCAAUGAUACCAUGGACCAUGCCGAUGAGAUUGGAAUUUUCAUUGAACGGGAUACGUCGGUUGCCAUGCAAAACAUGUACCUCAAUAUUGCGACCUUGCCAACUGAGAUUAGAUUCUAUGGCAGAAUGUCUAAGCAUGGUCAAGCAGAACAAAUUGAGUGGUGA
Molecule: messenger RNA, 1617 nt
Organism: Trichoderma aggressivum f. europaeum
Lineage: Eukaryota; Fungi; Ascomycota; Sordariomycetes; Hypocreales; Hypocreaceae
Exons: 6
Coding region: 1-1617 (538 amino acids)
Source: RefSeq, a predicted model, not a curated record